CCUUUCUUUCUUUUUAUAAAGAAGUCCUCUCUCUCUCUCUCUCCGGCGACGACGAGGAAUAGCUCUCCGGCGCCGGAACUCAUGAAGCGUGAGCCUCCCGCCGAAGAGCUCCCUGGAAGCCCUAGAGCCAUCCAUGAUCCUGAAUCCAAUCCCGGCCCCAUGGAAGCCAUCGCUGGUGAGGACGAGGACGAAGCCCUGAAGAUGGCGGUGGUCCUAUCCCGGGAGGAGGUUCUGCGCCGGCGCUCCCGCCGAUUGAAGCAGCUUGAGAGGUGUUAUAGGGAGCAGUACUGGGCUUUAAUGGAGGAGCUGAGGGUGAGGCAUCGGGACUAUUACUGGGAGUUCGGGAAGAGUCCCUUUGACGGCCAGAAGGGGGAGAAUGUGGUGUUUGCGGCGGGGGGAGAAGGAAACGAGGAGGUGGCGAAGGAUGGGGUUGGUGGGCUAGGGUUUGGUGGAGGGGAAGCGGGGAAGAAGGGUGAGAGGGAGCGGUGUGGGGUUUCGGGGUGCAAGGUGUAUGCAAUGCCCUUGACGAGGUUUUGCCACUCUCAUAUACUGUUGGAUGGGAAGCAGAUGCUGUAUAAGGGCUGCAACUAUGUCAUUAAAAGCAGUGCACCCAAUGGCCAAAUUUAUUGUGGUAAACCAGUUCUCAGAGCUGCCAUUCCCUCUCUGUGCCCAGUUCACUUUCAAAAGGCUCAGAAGCAUGUGUCACAAGCUUUAAGGAAGGCAGGUCUCAAUGGGCCCUCUACAGUCAGGCAUGCUCCGAAAUUUCAUGUGAUACUUGCUGAAUACGUGAGCCAAGUUCAAGCCAAAAGGAGAGAAUUAUUGAAUUCCAAUGGUGAUAACAAUGGGGAGAAGGAUGAAAAGAUCAGUUGAGCUUCAUGUCUUGGACAUGUAACCCUGGAUGAAAAGAUUCUGUUGAGCUUCAUGUCUUGGACAUGUAACCCUGGAUUGUGUCUUGAAGACUACAGUCAUAGUUGGAGGCCCCAUCGGUCAAAUCUAAGCGGGAUGGCAUGUAGAGGGCCUUGGACUCCUUGCAAGCGGAGAAAACCCUUACAUUUUUAAGGUCUUCGCCAUGCAGAACGUCCUUGAAAAGGACUUCAAGAGAACUCACAAUCUUCAUUAGCAACCAAUCAAUCUGUGUGUGCUGCUUUGUUCACAUUUGGUCGACAUCCUUAUUUUCGUCAUUAAGGGCUCAUGAAACACACCGCUAAUGUACCUCAGUUCCAUGGACCAGUCAGCAUCGAUCACGAGCCACACUGACUUGUGCUUAUGGCGGAAGGCUGUUGCUUUAUGACUUUGCCAUUUUUACAAUGUCCAAAAGUCUUGUGAGACAUGAAAUGAUGAAACCCUUUAUUAUCAGACUGGUCUUGACUUUUUUACAAGACAAUGCCCAGUGACCUUGCUUGGCCAUCUCUCUGAUUCACCAGGACAUUGCCGAAACCAGGUCAUUCUGAUUCAUCUCUCCUCGCAUUGCUUUGGCAAUGUCCUGGUUUCGGCUUUAUUAUUGUCCUUGAGUUGAAAAAACCCUAGAGUUUCUUCUGCGAAUUUCUGAAUUCAGGUUGGUACUUAUGUAGCAGUUAUAUAUUCAGUGCCAAAAUUUUUUUGUUUACCAACGAUCAAAUGAUUUAUUGGUAUACGGAUCAUCGAUAGAGCUUUUCACCGAGUGGUGGGAGUUCGAUUUUUGGUGAAAGACAUAUUUCUGGAAGAUGUGAGUGGUGGUUGUGUGCGGGUGGUUUUAGCGCUUAUGCGUGCUCGGGAUCUGUUUUUACUUGCUACACCGAGAUUUGUGCACGCUUUGAUGGUUCAGGAGAGUCUUUGGAUUGUAUGUUCUUUUUGUAAAUAAAAAAAAAAAAACCUCUUUGCUUGUGAAUUUGAAUAUGCAAAUCAUAUAGAAUUUGCGUGAUUGUAAAUGCAAAAUAAGUGGCAUCUAUUUAUGUGAGUAAAAUAUUUUUUUUUUU
Messenger RNA from Dioscorea cayenensis subsp. rotundata (Guinea yam), 1955 nucleotides. Its product is annotated as INO80 complex subunit D-like. The transcript has 3 exons. Gene Ontology annotation, cellular component: NSL complex. Bases 82 to 870 code for a protein of 262 amino acids. Lineage: Eukaryota; Viridiplantae; Streptophyta; Magnoliopsida; Dioscoreales; Dioscoreaceae. The record is from RefSeq and is a predicted model, not a curated record.